AUGUGCAGCCUCCUUGGCUUCUGCUUCAGAGUUUCAUCUUCUUCUUCUUCUCUCUCAAUGGCCCAUCUUUCCAUUUCCACUUUCAUUUCUCCACAAUUAUAACCAAAGCUUCAACCUUUUUUCAUCUCAAUCUCUCUCUGUUUUUUCCUCUGUUUUCUCUCUCUCUAAGAUAUGAAGAAAAGAAGAGCCUUUCUUAAGUUUUCGUUUCUUCUUCUUCUGAUUCUCGAGUUCUCUGAAGCUGAUUCAGAUGGAGACGUCUCAGCGAUGCUUGCACUUAAGAAAAGCCUAAACCCACCUUCUUCUCUCGGAUGGUCCGACCCGGACCCGUGUAAAUGGACUCACGUUGUCUGUACAGGCUCCAAACGGGUGACCCGGAUCCAAAUCGGGCAUUCAGGUCUUCAAGGUACACUCUCUCCUGAUCUCCGUUCCUUAACAGAGCUCGAAAGGCUUGAGCUUCAGUGGAACAACAUCUCUGGUCCUGUUCCUUCUUUAAAUGGCUUAUCUUCAUUACAAGUCUUGAUGCUUAGUAACAACCACUUCGAAUCAAUCCCUAGUGAUGUCUUCCAAGGUUUGUCCUCUUUACAAUCUGUAGAAAUCGAUAACAACCCUUUUGAAUCUUGGGAGAUUCCAGAAAGUUUGAGAAACGCUUCUGCUCUUCAGAACUUCUCGGCGAAUUCGGCUAAUGUCUCUGGUAAGUUACCCGGUUUUCUCGGACCGGAUGAGUUUCCCGGUUUGUCUAUUUUGCAUUUGGCUUUCAACAACUUGGAAGGUGAGUUGCCGUUGGGGUUGUCUGGCUCGCAGAUUCAGUCACUGUGGCUCAAUGGUCAGAAUCUAACCGGCUCGAUCGAUGUUCUUCAGAACAUGACCGGUUUAAGAGAGGUUUGGCUUCAUUCCAACGCGUUUUCGGGUUCUUUGCCUGAUUUCUCGGGUCUUAAAGAGCUCGAGAGCUUGAGCUUGAGGGAUAACUCGUUCACGGGUCCGGUUCCUGCGUCUUUGAUCAGUCUUGAGUCACUGAAAGUUGUGAACUUGACAAAUAAUCAUCUUCAAGGACCAGUUCCUGAGUUCAAAAGCUCGGUUUCGGUUGAUUUGGAUAAAGAUUCAAAUAGCUUUUGCUUGCCUGCUCCUGGUGAGUGUGAUCCUAGAGUGAAAUCUUUGCUUUUGAUUGUUAGCUCCAUGGAAUAUCCAACGAGGCUCGCAGAGAGUUGGAAAGGGAAUGAUCCUUGCACGAAUUGGAUUGGUAUCACUUGUAGCAAUGGGAACAUCACGGUUUUUAAUCUUGAGAAAAUGGGUCUAACCGGGACGAUUUCUCCCGAGUUUGGAUCCAUCAAAUCGCUUCAAAGAAUCGUUCUUGGAACAAACAAUCUCUCUGGUACGAUUCCACAAGAGCUUACAACGUUACCUAAUCUCAAAACACUCGAUGUUUCAAGUAACCAGCUUCAUGGGAAGAUCCCUGCUUUCAAAAGCAAUGUGCUUGUGAAUACUAAUGGCAAUCUCGACAUCGGUAAAGAUAAAAGCUCUUUAUCUCCUCCUUCUUCAUCUUCAGAUGGUUCAGGAUCAAGGAUCAAAGGUGAUAGUGAUGGGAGAGGAGUAAAGUCUUCGACUUUCAUAGGAAUCAUCAUUGGUUCGGUUCUCGGUGGUCUGUUAUUGAUCUUCUUGAUCGGUUUACUAGUUUUCUGCUGGUACAAGAAGAGGCAAAAGCGGUUAGGUGAGAGCUCAAACGCGGUUGUGGUACAUCCAAGACACUCAGGCUCGGACAAUGAAAGUGUUAAGAUCACAGUCGCGGGCUCAAGCGUUAGCGUUGGAGGCAUAAGCGAGACAUACACGCUUCCCGGUACUAGCGAGGCAGGAGAUAACAUCCAAAUGGUUGAAGCAGGAAACAUGCUGAUCUCAAUCCAAGUGCUUCGUUCAGUGACUAACAACUUCAGUGAAGAUAACAUUUUGGGACGAGGAGGUUUCGGUGUUGUGUACAAAGGCGAGCUACACGAUGGAACCAAGAUCGCGGUUAAGAGGAUGGAGAAUGGAGUGAUUGCUGGUAAAGGGUUUGCGGAAUUCAAAUCAGAGAUUGCGGUUUUGACAAAGGUUAGGCAUCGACAUUUGGUUACGCUUCUUGGUUAUUGCUUGGACGGGAAUGAGAAGCUUCUUGUCUAUGAGUAUAUGCCUCAAGGGACAUUGAGUAGGCAUUUAUUUGAGUGGUCAGAGGAAGGGCUUAAGCCUCUUUUGUGGAAACAGAGGUUGACUUUGGCCUUGGAUGUUGCGAGAGGUGUUGAGUAUCUCCAUGGAUUAGCUCAUCAGAGCUUCAUUCACAGAGAUCUAAAGCCUUCGAACAUUCUUCUUGGUGAUGAUAUGAGGGCUAAAGUUGCAGACUUUGGACUUGUUCGCUUAGCACCAGAAGGGAAAGGAUCGAUUGAGACCAGAAUUGCUGGAACAUUUGGUUACUUGGCACCGGAAUAUGCAGUCACGGGUCGAGUGACCACAAAAGUGGAUGUGUACAGCUUCGGGGUUAUUCUAAUGGAACUCAUAACAGGAAGAAAAUCUCUAGACGAGUCGCAACCAGAAGAGAGCAUCCACUUAGUCUCUUGGUUUAAACGGAUGUUUAUCAACAAAGAAUCAUCAUUCAAGAAAGCGAUCGAUCCUACGAUAGACCUCGACGAAGAAACCCUAGCCAGCGUUCACACGGUUGCUGAGCUAGCAGGCCAUUGCUGUGCACGAGAGCCUUACCAAAGACCAGACAUGGGACACGCGGUCAAUAUUCUGUCUUCACUCGUCGAGCUAUGGAAACCUUCGGAUCAGAAUCCAGAGGACAUAUACGGUAUCGAUCUCGACAUGUCUUUGCCUCAAGCGCUUAAGAAAUGGCAAGCUUACGAAGGAAGAAGUGAUCUUGAAUCUUCGACUUCAUCGCUUUUACCUAGCUUGGACAACACGCAGAUGAGUAUUCCCACAAGACCUUAUGGAUUCGCCGAGUCUUUCACUUCCGUAGAUGGAAGAUGAAAUGAGACUUCCUCAAAAACUCAGAUUUGUUUUUUUUUUCUUCUGUAUAUUUUUGUGUGUUCCUCUUUCUUCACUACUCACUUCACAAUUCUUUCAUGUGUUCUUGUCACGCAAGUAACAUUUAGGGCUUUGGAUUUCUUAAAUAUUAUAUCUGUUGUUUGUUUUGUUGAUUUAGGAAAAGGCGACGUGUGUACUCUUUAUGUUUGUGAAAAUGGUAAAUGACAGUGAGGUAGAAGAGAGGUUGGCAUUGGAUCCAUCUCCACAUGCCUGUCUCUUUUGUUUGGAUC
Molecule: messenger RNA, 3275 nt
Organism: Eutrema salsugineum
Lineage: Eukaryota; Viridiplantae; Streptophyta; Magnoliopsida; Brassicales; Brassicaceae
Product: receptor protein kinase TMK1
Exons: 2
Coding region: 172-2988 (938 amino acids)
Biological process (GO): protein phosphorylation
Molecular function (GO): ATP binding; protein kinase activity; protein binding
Source: RefSeq, a predicted model, not a curated record